Colletotrichum truncatum is the source of this 1872-nucleotide messenger RNA. RefSeq names its product zinc-binding dehydrogenase. Gene Ontology annotation, molecular function: oxidoreductase activity. NCBI's taxonomy places the organism in Eukaryota, Fungi, Ascomycota, Sordariomycetes, Glomerellales, Glomerellaceae. The record is from RefSeq and is a predicted model, not a curated record.
AUGAAUCUUAAUAUCUUGGACGGCGACACCUCCGUCAUCAUUGACUCGGUCCUCGACUUCGACCCGGCCAAAGUUACAAUUUCAACAGCAACAGCCGACGGCCUACUGAGGAUCGUUCAGCAGAAGGGAUACAAUGUCGUCAAGAUCUUAGAGACGCAUAUUCAUGCUGACCACCUGACGGCAGCCAAGUACCUGCAGGCCCGCCUGCGGGAGACACAGAACGGCGCGGCACCUGAGAUUUGCAUCGGCUGGCGCAUCGGAAUGGUGCAGGACAGGUUCGCUCGAAAGUACAGCAUUCCCGAGGAGGAGUAUGCCCACGCCUUUGACCGACUGCUUGAUCAUGACGAAGUAUUUAUGAUCGGCGACCUUGAGGCUAAAGCGAUCCACCUACCGGGCCAUACUCCGGAUCACAUGGGCUACAUGAUGGGAGCGAACGUCUUUGCAGGUGAUUCCCUAUUCAAUCACGACGUCGGGUCGGCGCGAUGUGAUUUUCCUGGCGGUGAUGCUAGGGAUCUGUUCGCUUCAGUGCAGACUCUAAUGGGCCUGCCUGACAGCACCCAGAUUUGGACGGGACAUGAUUACCCGCCGGCCGGUAGAGACCCUGUGGCAGCAACGGCGAUCAGCAAGCAGAGGGCCGAUAACAAACAUCUCGGGCAGGGUGUCAAGGAAGAAGAGUUCGUCAAGUGGCGCAAGGAGAGAGAUUCAGGGCUUGGUGAGCCCAGACUGAUGCACUGGGCACUGCAGGUGAACACACGCUUGCACUACGAUCCAGCAGUCACAAUGCCUCAUUCUAUUACCGUCAAGCAAAUCGAAGGAAAGCCCGGAAAGGUCUACUAUCCACUCCAGCUCAAUGACAUUCCCAAGCCUUCUCCAGGCCCCAAGCAGGUUCUGGUUCAGCUGAGGGCAGCAGCCCUUAAUCAUCGGGACCUCUUCAUCCGGCGCCAUCUCUACCCUGGAAUUUCGUUUGACCAUCCGCUACUUGCAGACGGCUAUGGCAUGGUAGUCGAUGUCGGGGAAGGCGCUAACAAGGCGCUUUUGAACAAGCCCGUGCUUAUCACCCCUAGUCGCGGAUGGGCGUCCAGCCCUGACGGCCCCGAAGACAUUCGCAAGUUCAGCGUCAUUGGUGCUACCAAGUCCUACCCAGAUGGCACCGCACAAGACUACCUCGCUCUUCCUGAAGAUGAAGUCGAGUUGGCCCCGGAACACCUCACCCCAGCUGAAGGCGCUGCCUUGCCCCUUGUGGGACUUACAGGCUGGCGUGCGCUGGUGACAAAGAGCGGCAAUGCCCAGGAAGGGAGAAAUAUCCUAGUCACGGGCAUUGGCGGCGGUGUGGCCCUCCAGGUGUUGCAAUUUGGUGUCGCCUUUGGCUGCAACAUUUACGUCACUUCAGGCGAUGAAGCCAAGCUCGAGAAGGCCAAAAAGAUGGGUGCUGCGGGCGGGGUCAACUACAAAAAGGAGGGAUGGGAGAAAGAGCUGCAGAGUCAGCUGCCUAAGGGACGACCAUACCUUGAUGCCGUGGUUGACGGUGCUGGUGGAGAUAUUGUUGGAAAAGCUGUUAGACUUCUCAAGCCUGGAGGUGUCAUCAGCCAGUAUGGCAUGACGGUUUCGCCGCAGAUGGACUGGUUAAUGCAGGCAGUUCUGAAGAACGUUGAACUCAAGGGCACGACUAUGGGUUCGCGAGAGGAGUUCAGAGAUAUGGUUGCGUUCGUUAGGGAAAAGAAAAUCAAGCCGAUUGUCAGCCGGACGGUCAAGGGGCUGACGAACCUCGAGGGCAUUAAUGAAUUGUUCAAGGAUAUGGAGGCUGGUAAACAGUUUGGCAAGCUGGUCAUUGAGUUUGAAGAGUCGUCUGCGGCAUCACCACCGAAGUUGUAG